AUGCGCUCUGGUGGUGUGGCAAUUUUGGUUCAUCAUUCGUUGAAUAGUAGAACUGUAACGAUAAAUUCGACAAUUGGACCGGACGAAGCGAGUGAAUUUUUGGUCAUUGAGUUAUGCAUCAAACCACAACCGUUAAUACUGUACGUUUGUUACAUGAGUAUGUUCGACCCAUGCAUUGCCGCGAAACAUUAUCAUCAUGUGAAAGUCAUCGUAGAGAAAUAUCGCAAUCACAAAAUAAUUGUCCUUGGCGACUUCAAUUUGCACGACAUCAAUUGGUCUCUCGAUGACGAUGACGAAAACGCCUAUAUACCAUACGCUCCGACCGAUCGCAACAUCAAUGGAAAUCGUUCGUGUUAUCAAACGGAUGCGCUCGACUUCUUGGAUAAAAUGCUCAGCCUGCCCCUAUCACAACUAUCGAAUUUCCGCAACAACGCAUUGAACGUUCUGGAUUUGGUUUUCGUGAAUGAUUCCAAUGCAGUCAACGUAACAAGAGACCGUUAUACUAUCAUUGAACAAGAACAACAAGACGCCAGACACAUUCCGUACGAAAUCAUGAUGGAUUACGACACGGAGUUCGUUCAACGUGGAGUAUGUGACUGUUUUCCAGUAUGCAAGAGAGAUGUCGACGCCGCAUAUGAAUUUUUCGUUCAAACGAUGAAAUCUCUAAUCGAACAAAAUGUACCGAAGAAGACCAUCAGAAAGUACUCGAACAAACCCAAAUGGUGGUCGGCCGAACUGCAACGAUUGAAAAAUCGACGGAACAAAUUAUUCAAACGGAAAUCAGAAACGGAUGUUGGAUCAUUGGACGAAUAUGAAGCAGCUUACAAUGAAUUCAAUAAAGAAAGUGAUCGUCGGUCGAAUGAACACAACAUCAGAGUGCAGGAAAAUAUCAAGUCGAACCCGGCCGAAUUUUGGAAAUUCGCUAAACUGAAAGGUGGAACUGAAAAAUAUCCGGACGUAAUGAACUAUGGUGACAGAGUCGGUACGUCAACGGAAGAAAUAGUCGACAUGUUUGCAGACUACUUUGAAUCGCUUUAUGUGCCGGAUGCAGAAAACUGUAACUUCGAUGAACGAUACAUUCCGAUCAAUGGUGCAGAGGAUAUAAAUCUGUCGCUAUUUGACAUCGAAGCCGCAAUUCAUUCACUCGAUCCGAAGGGCGGUGCUGGUCCCGAUGAAAUCAAACCGUUUGUCAUGAAAGUGUGUGCAUCAGCAGUCGCCUGGCCAGUAUGGUUGUUGUAUCAAAAAUCGUUCGACAGUGGCAAAAUAGCGACAGCAGCAAAAGUAAAUCGAAUCGUUGCGGUAUACAAGAAGAAAGGGACCAAAACUGAUGUUAAAAACUACAGAGUCAUCGCAAUUCAAACAAUGCUCAUGAAAAUUCACGAUAUAGCGGUAAAAAAAAACAUCAGCAUGAUAAUCCAGCCUCAAUUGAAAAGCGCACAACAUGGGUUCAGAAACAAGAAGUCAGUUGUCACGAACUUGUUAGUCCAGACUACCCUCGCACACCAAGCAUUCGAACGAAAUUGUCAACUGGACACAUUCAUUGGUGAUCAUCAGACCGCUUUCGACAAAGUGGUUAUUAUGCUGCUGAUCAUCAAAUUUGCCAGAUUCAAAAUUGGUAAAAAGACUGCAAGAUGGUUGUGGCAAUACUUGAUCGGCCGUACAAAUUUUGUUCAAAUUGGGAAGUCAAAGUCCAGAUUGUACGAGUCACCAUCUGGAGUACCACCUGGCAGCUCACUGGGACCGUUGAUGUUCACCGUCUUCAUCGAUGACUUGGUUCGACGUGCUGGAAUGAGACAAAUCGUCUUCAAUUCAACAACGACAAAUGCCACAUAUUCAGCGCACACCGUAGCGAAUCAAGUUUUAUCCAACUACACAAUGGGUAAUCACGUCGUCGAAAGAGUUGAAGAAAUCACUGAUCUUGGCGUUCGUUGCAACAAGUGGUAUCAUCCUGGACAUCACAUAGAACACAUGACGAUGAAAGCUCGGCAGAUGGUUGGUUGCAUUAAACACUUUUCAAAAUGGAAACUUCACAAAAGAAACACAACCGGAUACUUUACAUGGCAUAUGUACGAUCACGCCUUGAAUAUGCAUCGACUAUUUGGAACCCAUCUGCACAAACUAGCACCGUACGAAGAUCGAUGUAAACAACUUGGACUGCAAAAUUUGGAAAAGCGACGAACAGUAGCGGAUGCCACGCUUGCCUUCGACAUAUUCAAGGGCAACAUUAUUGACGAUAUAAUUUCACCGAAAUUCAUACGAAAUGAGAGUGUCUACAAUCUACGAGAUUCUACGCUACAACUGCUGGUUGAACCAAGAUUUUCGAGCGUGUACUUAUCAAAUCAACCUAUCAUGAAACUUAUCAAACUGAUCAAUGGACACAAGGCAACAGUGAACGG
Messenger RNA from Bradysia coprophila, 2396 nucleotides. RefSeq lists its product as uncharacterized. The record is from RefSeq and is a predicted model, not a curated record. NCBI's taxonomy places the organism in Eukaryota, Metazoa, Arthropoda, Insecta, Diptera, Sciaridae.